UUUCCAUGAUAGUUUCAAGCAUAUUGUUUAUUAAAUGGCUUCGUAAGACACUUCCUUGCGGGAAACCUGACAAUCUGUUCCUUGUCACUUGGACAGCUUUAACAAUCAGGUAGAAAAGAAAGCUCCCUUCGUCCAUUUGAAGUAAGCUCGAGGUCAAACUAGCCUGACACUGGGAGCCCCCAGGAGAGCCUUGAAAACGUGGGCGAUCCUGAGGCGGUGUGCAGAAGCGAUUCUCUGCGAAGAGGGCCCUGAGCUGUCACCAGCUUCUCGCAGUCAAGGGACCCCCAAAAGGUGCAGAAUCCCGCUUGUCACCGCCCCUCUAGGGAUCCUGAGCGAGUAAACCCCGAGAGGCGUCCGAAGGCCGGUAGUUUGGCAGCGUGAACUCUGGUUUUCCAGGCGCGCGCAAAGCCUGGAGUAGCAGUUGCUCCUUUGCUCUGGCAGGAAUCUGGGGGUCUACCCUGCACAGAUAAUCCCGUCUUGCCUGCAGCUGGGGUUCAAGAUCCGCUUCUCUGAAGUCCGCCUCCCAGCGGCGUGGAGCCCGGGGCGUGGUCGGCUCGAAUCUGCUCCCCAGGCCCAGAACGGAGCCCUCAGCCCGUAACCCGCUGUGGCCGCAGCGGGUCGCGCCCUUCCUCCUGGCCUCAAGAGCGGCGGAGGAUCUGCCCAGCUGCGGGAGCCAAGCCCGGGCCGCACUCCUUUCCCCGGCGGAGGGAGCCGGCUGACGCUGCGGCUUUCAAGGCGCGCGGACGUCGCGGAGCGCAGCCAGUCGCGCGGGAGCGGGUAGCGCGCGUGAGGGCGUUGGGCGCCGCCGCGAGGCGGGGAAGCGCGGGGCCGCGGCGGUGAGGGUUCUAGGGCGGCGGCAGCCGCCGCCGCAGCAGCGCCCGAGCGGGGAGGGCCGAGGAGGCCGGACCAGCUGGGGAUGGGGAGUACCGGGCCCCUCACUGCCUCAGAGCGCGUGUGCGGCUCUCGGCGCGCACAGUGACGGUGACGGCGCCCCUGGCCCGGCAGCGCCGAGGCCGCUUCGCCAGACAGCCCGCGGCCGGCGGCAGGCCGGGCCGGGCCUCGCUGACCCCGGCGCCGCGCGGCGGCUUCCCCUGUUUCCGCUCCGGUCUCUCGACAUGAGAGUCCGCCCGGGCCCGGGGCUGCGGCUACCCCAGACCGGCCGCCCGCUGGCGCGCUCCGGGCCCGCGGACCCGCGGUGCUGAUACCUGCGCCGCACUGCACCGCCCGUCAGCCGGCUGUGUGCCCCGGGGACGCGGCCAUGGAGGUGGUGGGCGACUUCGAGUACAGCAAGAGGGAUCUCGUGGGACACGGGGCCUUCGCCGUGGUCUUCCGGGGGCGGCACCGCCAGAAAACUGAUUGGGAGGUAGCUAUUAAAAGUAUUAAUAAAAAGAACUUGUCAAAAUCACAGAUACUGCUUGGAAAGGAAAUUAAAAUCUUAAAGGAACUUCAGCAUGAAAAUAUUGUAGCACUCUAUGAUGUUCAGGAAUUACCCAACUCUGUCUUUUUGGUGAUGGAGUAUUGCAAUGGUGGAGACCUCGCAGAUUAUUUGCAAGUGAAAGGAACUCUCAGUGAAGAUACUAUCAGAGUGUUUCUGCAUCAGAUUGCUGCUGCCAUGCGAAUUCUGCACAGCAAAGGAAUCAUCCACAGAGAUCUCAAACCACAGAACAUCUUGCUGUCCUAUGCCAGUCGCAGAAAAUCAAGCAUCAGUGGUAUUCGCAUCAAAAUAGCGGAUUUUGGUUUUGCUCGUUACCUACAUAGUAACAUGAUGGCUGCAACACUGUGUGGAUCCCCAAUGUACAUGGCUCCUGAGGUUAUUAUGUCUCAACAUUAUGAUGCUAAGGCUGACUUGUGGAGCAUAGGAACAGUGAUAUACCAAUGCCUAGUUGGAAAACCACCUUUUCAGGCCAGUAGUCCUCAAGACUUAAGGAUGUUUUAUGAAAAAAACAGGAGCUUAAUGCCUAGUUUUGAAAACAUAAUGCCAGAAGAAGAGGGGCCCAAAUCCACACAGAGCGCCCAAGAUAUUCCCAGAGAAACAUCACCUUAUUUGGCCAAUCUCCUUUUGGGUUUGCUUCAGAGAAACCAAAAAGAUAGAAUGGACUUUGAAGCAUUUUUUAGCCAUCCUUUUCUUGAACAAGUUCCAGUAAAAAAAUACGGAGUUUCACUUUUGUUGCCCAGGCUGGAGUGCAGUGGCGCGAUCUCAGCUCACAACAACCUCUGCCUCCCGGGUUCAAGCCAUUCUCCUGCCUCAGCCUCUGGAGUAGCUGGGAUUACAGCUUGCCCAGUUCCAGUGCCCGUGUAUUCUGGUUCUGUCUCUGGAAGCUCCUGUGGCAGCUCUCCAUCUUGUCGUUUUGCUUCUCCACCAUCCCUUCCAGAUAUGCAGCAUAUUCAGGAAGAAAACUUAUCUUCCCCACCAUUGGGUCCUCCCAACUAUCUACAAGUUUCCAAAGAUUCUGCCAGUACUAGUAGCAAGAACUCUUCUUGUGACACGGAUGACUUUGUUUUGGUGCCACACAACAUCUCGUCAGACCACUCAUAUGAUAUGCCAAUGGGGACUGCUGGCAGACGUGCUUCAAAUGAGUUCUUGGUGUGUGGAGGGCAGUGUCAGCCUACUGUGUCACCUCACAGCGAAACAGCACCAAUUCCAGUUCCUACUCAAAUAAGGAAUUAUCAGCGCAUAGAGCAGAAUCUUACAUCUACUGCCAGCUCAGGCACAAAUGUACAUGGUUCUCCAAGAUCUGCAGUGGUACGAAGGUCCAACACCAGCCCCAUGGGCUUCCUCCGGCUGGGAUCAUGUUCCCCGGUGCCAGCAGACACAGCACAGACAGUUGGACGAAGGCUCUCCACUGGGUCUUCUAGGCCUUACUCACCUUCCCCUUUGGUUGGUACCAUUCCUGAGCAAUUCAGUCAGUGCUGCUGUGGGCAUCCUCAGGGCCAUGACUCCAGGAGUAGAAACUCCUCAGGUUCUCCAGUGCCACAAGCUCAGUCACCACAGUCUCUCUUAUUGGGUGCUAGACUGCAGAGCGCCCCCACCCUCACUGACAUCUAUCAGAACAAGCAGAAGCUCAGAAAACAGCACUCUGACCCCGUGUGCCCAUCCCAUACUGGGGCUGGGUACAGCUACUCGCCUCAGCCCAGUCGGCCUGGCAGCCUUGGAACUUCUCCCACCAAGCACUUGGGGUCCUCUCCACGGAGUUCUGACUGGUUCUUUAAAACUCCUUUGCCAACAAUCAUUGGCUCUCCUACUAAGACCACAGCUCCUUUCAAAAUCCCUAAAACGCAAGCAUCUUCCAACCUGUUAGCCUUGGUUACUCGUCAUGGGCCUGCUGAAGAACAGUCCAAAGAUGGGAAUGAGCCACGGGAAUGUGCCCAUUGCCUCUUAGUGCAAGGAAGUGAGAGGCAGCGGGCCGAGCAGCAGAGCAAGGCAGUGUUUGGCAGAUCUGUCAGUACUGGGAAGUUAUCAGAUCAACAAGGAAAGACUCCUAUAUGUCGACAUCAGGGCAGCACAGACAGUUUAAGUACAGAACGACCAAUGGAUAUAGCUCCGGCAGGAGCCUGUGGUGGUGUUCUGGCACCUCCUGCAGGUACAGCAGCAAGUUCCAGGGCUGUCCUCUUCACUGUAGGGUCUCCUCCACACAGUGCAGCGGCUCCCACUUGUACCCACGUGUUCCUUCAAACAAGAACAACCUCAGUGGGGCCCAGCAACUCCGGGGGCUCUCUGUGUGCCAUGAGUGGCCGCGUGUGCGUGGGGUCCCCGCCUGGCCCAGGCUUCGGCUCUUCCCCUCCAGGAGCAGAGGCAGCUCCCAGCCUGAGAUACGUGCCUUAUGGUGCUUCACCCCCCAGCCUAGAGGGGCUCAUCACCUUUGAAGCCCCUGAACUGCCAGAGGAGACGCUGAUGGAGCGGGAACACACAGACACCUUACACCAUCUGAAUGUGAUGCUGAUGUUCACUGAGUGUGUGCUGGACCUGACAGCCAUGAGGGGAGGAAACCCUGAGCUGUACACAUCUGCUGUGUCCUUGUACCAGAUCCAGGAGAGUGUGGUGGUGGACCAGAUCAGUCAGCUGAGCAAAGACUGGGGGCGGGUGGAGCAGCUGGUAUUGUACAUGAAAGCAGCACAGCUGCUUGCGGCUUCUCUGCAUCUUGCUAAAGCCCAGAUCAAGUCCGGGAAACUGAGCCCAUCCACAGCUGUGAAACAAGUUGUCAAGAAUCUGAAUGAACGAUACAAAUUCUGCAUCACCAUGUGCAAGAAACUUACAGAAAAGCUGAAUCGAUUCUUCUCUGACAAACAGAGGUUUAUUGAUGAAAUCAACAGUGUGACUGCAGAGAAACUCAUCUAUAAUUGUGCUGUAGAAAUGGUUCAGUCUGCAGCCCUGGAUGAGAUGUUUCAGCAGACCGAAGAUAUUGUUUAUCGCUAUCAUAAGGCAGCCCUUCUUUUGGAAGGCCUAAGUAAGAUUCUACAGGACCCUGGAGAUAUUGAAAAUGUACAUAAAUAUAAAUGUAGUAUUGAGAGAAGACUGUCAGCGCUCUGCCAUAGCACCGCAACCGUGUGAGCAGCAGCCUCAUCCCAUGGACCGGUGGUGGGAACGUGAGGUGAUGCCUUUGGGAUUACAGCUUGAGUUUUGUCACCCCAUCCCCAGGAAACUAGCUUCUUAACUGGUGACUACCAAAGAACAAGCAGUGAUUUAAAAAAGGAAAAACAAUCCAAAAACUACAUAUUUGUUGGAAAUCUGCCUUACUGGAGAAAGUCACCGUUUCCCUUUUUCUUGUAGAAGCAGGAGCAAGAAUGUUUGGCUCCCAGUUUGGACUUGGUGAAUAAAUGUACCUUAGAACUAGGAUAAUCGGGUACAGUUAUUCUUAAAGAUAAUUAAAAAUGAAACAAAGUGAGUGCUUGUCACUGGGUUCAUCAGAGCAGUGUGUGAAAUUCCAUGUGUUUGCUGAGGUAUAAAGGUAAAAGUAUUCACCCCUCAUCCAGGCAGUUUGAUAUUUGGAGUAAGUUUGUUUAAAUCUGAGCAUGCAUCUUUAAACAGCUCAGGAAGAAAUAGCUUAAGAAGAAGUGAAACAUGGAUCUUGGAAGAAAUUUUGAAAUCUUCAAUUUGAUCCUAAUAUGGACACAUGUUAAUCUUCCAAAAUCUUUCAUAUUGCGCUAAUUUAUUAAAACAACUGUGUAUUGGAUUUUGUAAUUUAACUAAGGCACAAUGGACUUGUUUAAAAUAUUUUACUUGAUUGUAUACAUAUACUCUUUCCAGAAUUCACAUGUAAUCUCCAGUGAACUUUUAAGUGGUUAAAACUUGUAUUCAUGUGAACCUUUGCACACUUUUUUUUUUUAACUUCUUCAUCUACACCUACAGAUUUUCUCAGUAAUGUUUUUGUUAGCUUUUGGUUCCAUUUUUUAUUGUGCAUGCAGAAUGUACAUUGAUGCCUGUGACCUUAGGUUUAUUAAAGGCUAGGUUUAUUUGGGCAGCAUUAGAAACAAAAUCAUGGAUCAAGAGAUACUCUUGAUCAUUUGAAUAGGGCCAAAACAAAGUUGGUGACCUAAAGGUUUGUUAGUGAUGUGGAGUUCCUACAUGCAGUGAGUGGAAAAUGAAGUUCGUUUUCUCUUAGGAAAAUGGGCAGCUGUUUUCUGCCUAAUGUGUAUUUUUCAUGUUAAUCCUGACAGUUCACCAAAUAGCUAGUCAUGGAGAAUGCAGGCAGUUAAUAUCCCUCCAGGAAUGGCUCCUACGUUGUGUAUUAUUUGGUUUCUUUUACUUACCUGCUUGAAUACUGGAAUAAACCAUUCACCAAUUUUAAUCCUUUUAUUUUAAUCCUUUUAAAUAAAAUAAUCUGAACUCUUUGACAAAUUGCACAGAGCUCUUUGGCAUUAAUCUAAUUUUAAUGUACUGAUAAAAACAAACAUGGUUUUCCUUUACUUUGACAAAGUAAUGUAAUUUUUACCUUAUUUAUCUGUAUGAAAUUCCAGUAGUAAUUUGAACGUUUAUUUAUAUGACGUUUGUAUUUUUAGGUCUUUAAUACAGUGUUUCUACCUCUCAUUUGUAACUGCAUGCAUUAUUCUUGAAACUAGGUAAAACUCACUGAAUUGUUGUGUAAUAGCCUUUUUAUUAUUGCCUGUACAAAUGUAUAUUAAGGUAAAAUAAAACUGACAAAGUGUUUCUAGGGUGUAGCUGGGUACAUAUUAAGUGGCUUGUUGAGCCAGGUACUUCCUUAGUGAGUUUAGAGACUUGGCCGUGAAUAUCCUUUGUCCUGCCCCAGGAUUUAGAUCUCGGCCACUGUCAUGCAGGCUUCCAGGAACAUAGACUGUUUACCUCCACAACCCUAUUUGUUAUUAGUGAUACUUUAUUUUAUAUAAUAUUUUUUAUUCACAGUGAAAUUUCAUUCAUGUUCUUUCAGUUAUCACCUGUGUUAUCUCAGUUGUAGGCUUAUUCUAUCCUCUCCUCUUCCUCUCCCAUUUCUUUUUUAACACAGGAUGAAACAGGUUCAGAGAGGGGAAGUGAUUGGCCUAAAGUCAGGAACUAGGCAAGUGGUCAAGCCAUGCUUUGUGACUUUCAAGUUAAUUCUUCUUGUUCUUGUAUGUUAAAGGUCGUGGGUAGAUGGUGUGUGUGAAACAGUGAAGUCUCAACAGCAGAAAAGAACAAAAUGUAAAUUCAUGAAUAAUGGUUCUGGUUAUACUUCCAUUAUCAAGCCUAAUUGUUUUAAGAGAUUUUGCCUUGAGUAUAGCAAUAAUAAACAAAUGCUUUAUGUUUCCCUGA
This is a messenger RNA of Symphalangus syndactylus (siamang), 6742 nucleotides long. RefSeq names its product unc-51 like autophagy activating kinase 2 (gene ULK2). The record is from RefSeq and is a predicted model, not a curated record. Gene Ontology annotation, cellular component: phagophore assembly site; cytosol; cytoplasm. Gene Ontology annotation, biological process: autophagosome assembly; response to starvation; negative regulation of collateral sprouting. NCBI's taxonomy places the organism in Eukaryota, Metazoa, Chordata, Mammalia, Primates, Hylobatidae. Gene Ontology annotation, molecular function: ATP binding; protein serine/threonine kinase activity.